Tripterygium wilfordii is the source of this 929-nucleotide messenger RNA. RefSeq names its product photosynthetic NDH subunit of lumenal location 3, chloroplastic. The record is from RefSeq and is a predicted model, not a curated record. The coding region runs from base 119 to 784 and encodes 221 amino acids. Gene Ontology annotation, cellular component: photosystem II; photosystem II oxygen evolving complex; chloroplast. NCBI's taxonomy places the organism in Eukaryota, Viridiplantae, Streptophyta, Magnoliopsida, Celastrales, Celastraceae. Gene Ontology annotation, biological process: photosynthetic electron transport chain; photosynthesis. The transcript is spliced from 3 exons. Gene Ontology annotation, molecular function: calcium ion binding.
GUCCAAAAUGCCCUAGAUCAGGAUAAUACUUCUGGUGGUCAGUAGUAUUCAAACAUUUUCCAAACAGAUAUAACAGAAACUCCAAUACACCUCACACUCUUUGUUCACUAGUUCAGCAAUGGCUGGUUUAGCUCACUUGAAUGGUGUCACUGAUACUCUACCAUCCAUUCCAAGGAUUCCCAAUAUCCAAACAACCCGAAAAAGUCCAAGGAUAGUUGGAUUUCUAAGCAAGAAAGCAGAGAAUUUUCCUGAACACCAGCAGCUGCUAACUACAAGAAGAGUGGCAUUAGGCAUUGCCUCCAUAACUCUUUUAGGACAUUCCAGCAAUGGAGUCUCUCUUGCUGAGGAUAACAGGUUCUUUAUCACCGGCCCGUUACCCGAGCCUUCUGUCGAAAACAAGAUUGCUAACGAAAAGACCGGCACGCGAUCUUUUCUUAGGAAACGCCUUUAUAUGGCAAACAUAGGAGUGAAAGGCAGUGCAUAUAGGCUAAGGAGGUGUGCCUUUGAUCUCUUGGCAAUGGAGGAUUUGAUUGGAAAAGAUACUCUCAACUAUGUCAAGAAGUACUUGAGAUUUAAGUCCACAUUCAUGUACUAUGAUUUCGACAAAGUUAUCUCUGCAGCACCUGCUGAUGAGAAGCAGCCUCUCCUUAAUCUGGCCAACCGAUUGUUCGAUAGCUUCGAAAAGCUCGAAGAUGCUGCGAAGAUAAAGAGCCUGCCUCGGACAGAAUCGUGCUAUCGAGACACAAAAGGCAUUCUUGAAGAGGUCAUGCAAAGAAUGGCAUAGUUGGGAACAAAAAAUGAGCCUUGUACACAUUUACAGUUCUUCAAUACACAACCUGCUGUACUUUCAAAUGUUACAGGGCAGUUCAUUCUUCCAGUUGCUUGCCUCAUAAUACAGAAUUCUGCAGACAAAUUAACUAAAGAUGUCA